AGAACCCUGUCUACUAGUUACUAGUAGUAGUAUUAAAACAGCUCUACUACUAGGGUAACACACUAACUAAUUAAUAUCACAUUGAGUUUCAAGACACGACAACCUUAACCUUUUUUUUGUCUUUCAUUUCUUUUAUUUCUUUUAAUUUUCCAACUUUCUAGAAAUCCCUUCUUAUAGAUGAUUGUAAUCGUCCUGAGUUUGCGCCCAACGAUUCAACGGUGAACAAUCAUGAGUUCUGCCUCACCGUCACCCCACAAGCCGCGGCGCAAAGGGAAGAAGACGACACAUUUCGAUUCUGUCCCCGUCAAACCCGAAGCGCUAAUACGAACACCUUCCUUUCCCCUUGCAGCCUUUCUCUGGCCUGCCCGGAGCUCUUUGUCGCAAUGGGAGGUUCUUCCUCUUAUUCUUAUCGUCGUCGGCCUGUUUCGCUGGGCCGCGGGAUUAUGGGGAUAUUCAGGCUUCCAGAAGCCCCCAAUGUUCGGCGACUAUGAAGCACAGAGACACUGGAUGGAAAUAACGACACACCUCCCAAUAUCACAAUGGUAUUUUCACGACUUGCAGUGGUGGGGUCUCGAUUAUCCUCCCUUGACGGCAUACCACAGCUGGCUACUCGGCAAGGUCGGGUCUCUCGUUGAUCCCGCAUGGUUUGCGCUCCAUACCUCUCGAGGCCUAGAAGAUCAAAAUCUCAAGAUCUUCAUGAGGGCCACCGUCAUCGUGUCCGAAUACCUCAUCUUCAUUCCAGCUGCGGUGAUAUUUGUCAGGAGAUACAGCAAGCUCUUCGGCGUGGCUCAGUGGACUGCGUCGGUUGCGCUUGUGGCUAUACUCAUGCAGCCCGGAACCAUUCUUAUCGACCACGUUCACUUCCAGUACAACACGGUCAUGCUGGGAUUUGUUUUAGCGAGCAUGUCUAGCAUGGUAGCAGGGCGAUUCAUGUGGGCCUCGAUUUUCUUCGUUGCGGCGCUAGGGUUCAAGCAGAUGGCAUUGUAUUAUGCGCCAGCUGUGUUUGCCUUUCUAUUGGGAAGUUGUACAUUUCCGCGCAUCAAUAUUGGACGGCUGAUGGGAAUCGCGGCCGUCACUUUAGCGUCCUUUGCCGUUCUUGUGCUCCCAAUAAUGUUGGGCACAUUAUAUGAUGUGAGCCGAGGAAUCGACUCGCGACCUAACCUUGAUGGUCCUCGACCCCCACUCCCUAUUUUUGCCUUCGUCGCGGACUUUCUAGAUACCAAAGCCUUUUAUUAUCCGUUACUAGAGCAGGUGGCUCAGAUGGUCCACCGAAUCUUCCCCUUUGCGCGAGGACUAUUUGAGGACAAGGUUGCCAACUUCUGGUGUGCAGCUAAUGUGGUGAUAAAGCUGCGGAAUUACCCAACUGAGCUACUACAGCGAAUCUCGCUGCUGGCGACUCUUGCCUCGAUUGGGCCACCUUGUGUCAUUAUAUUCUUCCGGCCCCGAAAGGAGCUUUUGCCAUAUGCAUUCAGCGCAACUGCGUGGGGCUUCUUUUUGUUCAGCUACCAAGUUCAUGAAAAGAGUGUGCUACUCCCACUUCUCCCCAUGACAUUACUCCUCGCUGGGAAGCAAGGCCUAGGAAAGGAGACUCGGUCUUGGGUUGGGUUUGCCAAUCUUGUUGGAGUAUGGACAAUGUUUCCGCUAUUACAGAGAGUCGGCCUACGAAUACCGUAUGCUGUACUAUCUCUGUUAUGGGCGUAUCUACUAGGCCUCCCUCCUGUUUCCAUCAGCGCCUACUUCGAGGAAGGGCAGAAUAUCUGGGCUCAGUGGUUGACAGCCAUGACCCACGGCGCCUUCUACGUCAUGAUGGCGGUUUGGCAUAUAUUAGAAUUAUCCGUUACCCCACCCCCUGAGAAACCCGAUCUAUGGGUCGUGGCCAACGUGGGCAUUGGGGCCGCCGGGUUUGCCCUGUGCUACCUGUGGUGCCUAUGGAAGCUAGCCCAGGAGAGCGGACUCUUCCGCAAGAGGCCGCCAGGUUCAAAGAAGCUCAAGGCUACAUGAGCUUUGAUAAGAGUUAGCGUUUGUGUCACGCCGUUUGUAAUAUAUGAGAUAAUAACGAAUAAAAAUUCUAACACAUACAACUGCACACUACACACGUAGGUACCCGAGACCUAUUAUUGGUAUCAUGUUUUUGCCUGUAUGUAUGUGUCCAUGGGCCUUCUUGGGUAUCUAUUCAUCAUUAGGCAGGCUCUACAAUGUCUACAUAGCAGUGAGUCUGUAGUCGUUUGUACUCAACAACUAACUAUCCC
This is a messenger RNA of Hypoxylon fragiforme, 2249 nucleotides long. RefSeq names its product glycosyltransferase family 57 protein. Gene Ontology annotation, cellular component: endoplasmic reticulum membrane. NCBI's taxonomy places the organism in Eukaryota, Fungi, Ascomycota, Sordariomycetes, Xylariales, Hypoxylaceae. Bases 229 to 2001 code for a protein of 590 amino acids. Gene Ontology annotation, molecular function: dolichyl pyrophosphate Man9GlcNAc2 alpha-1,3-glucosyltransferase activity. The record is from RefSeq and is a predicted model, not a curated record. Gene Ontology annotation, biological process: protein N-linked glycosylation. The transcript has 2 exons.